This is a messenger RNA of Microthlaspi erraticum, 345 nucleotides long. The record is from the annotation of a GenBank genome assembly. NCBI's taxonomy places the organism in Eukaryota, Viridiplantae, Streptophyta, Magnoliopsida, Brassicales, Brassicaceae.
AUGGCGCCAGAAAUCACCCGCAACGGAAACUACUCGGCCGCUUCCGACGUCUUCGCGUUUGGUGUUUUGCUACUGGAGAUGGUCUCCGGGAGGACACCGACGGAGGAGGAUUCCGUCAGCUUUUUCAUCGCGGACUGGGUCAUGGAGCUUCACGGGAGCGAUGACAUUCUAGGCGCGGUCGAUCCGAGACUGGGAUCUGGUUACGACGGUGAAGAGGCAAGGGUGGCUCUGGCGGUUGGAUUGCUCUGUUGCCAUCAAGCACCUGUGUCUCGGCCUUCGAUGAGAAUGGUUAUUAGGUAUCUGAACGGAGACGAACAUGUUCCUGAGAUUGAGGAUUCUCAGUGA